AUGUGGUUUAAAGUUGCUUUCUCUCUACUUGCGCUACCAGGCUUUGGCAUUGCAGCUGAUAUGGCCAUAAUCUCGAAGCAUAUUGGAGCCGUGCAGGUUUAUGCCUACGGCACAAACAUUUCUGGGCUACCUGUAUAUGCUGGACAAGACGGAAUGGCUUAUAUAUCUGAGUCGUCAGAAAAUCUCACCACAAUUGACUUGAACAUUGACUCUACCGGCAAGCUGCCAUGGAACGUGACAGGCAAUUUCAGCACCACGAUAGAUCGAGAAUUCUACAUAGUCACCACUAGCGGAGCUUACGAACAAGCCGGCUUUGUUGAAGCCAAUUCGAGCCUUCCCUCUGGGGCUGUAAAGACUGGCUUCAUGACGUAUGGAGCCUACAUCGUGUACCUGGACACCAACAAAAUCUUGUCCGAGUUCUGGGCCCAGGCCAUAAAUACUGCUGGUACUUGGGCACUCAAGUGGAACGAAGAUGGCUCUUCCCAAACAAACAGCGUACCUGUCUCGUUGAAGACUAUGGCACCUACUCGUCCCAACCAUUCUUGA
Molecule: messenger RNA, 546 nt
Organism: Talaromyces marneffei
Lineage: Eukaryota; Fungi; Ascomycota; Eurotiomycetes; Eurotiales; Trichocomaceae
Exons: 3
Coding region: 1-546 (181 amino acids)
Source: RefSeq, a predicted model, not a curated record